CAUUAAAAAACAGUUCUAUCUUUUGAAGGAUUCUAAUAAUCGAAUACAGCUGUGUUCCGAACUUUUAAAUAUUUAAACGAUGCGUAAGAUAUAAAAAUCGUUACGCUUACAAGACAAAAAGGACUAUCUUCGAUGGAAGGCGUUGAUGGCAGUUGAAAGUUACAGGCCGGAACCCGAAGUACACAAGUUCUGGAGUUACGUCAAACGCAGUAAGAAAUGGCUCCAAUCUAAUAACAUCACAAUGGUCAAGUCUGACAAAAGCAAGGCAGUCGUCAUCAUGCUAAGGGCAACAUAUGUCAGCGCAUUACAUCAAUAUAUAGUUGACACACAAUGUCAACCAGCUGACACCUCAUACACAACGAGGCUGCAAAGUCGUGUCGGUAGAUUCACGCGCACUGGCCUUGCCACAAUCUUAGGCCUUCAAAAUGCGGUAGUUAGCUCCCCUGACACCCCCCGCCUUUUCGCUUUUGCCAAAACACACAAACCCGGGCAUAAAUUAAGACCUGUGAUCGAUAAAGCCAGAUCUCCCACUUUCAUAUUGGAGAAACGUAUACAUCACUUAUUGCAAAAUCAUCUUAACUCAUACGGCUUGACUGUGUCCGAUUCCAACGCACUACUCGCCAAACUCCACAAGUUAAAGUUAAAUGGGAACGAAUAUCUUACUGUAUUCGAUUUUGUAUCGAUGUUCCCUUCCAUUCGAUUGGAACCAUGUUUUUGUGAGCUAAGGGAUUUCUUUCUCACUACAACAACUGACAGCCAGAGAUUCCAUUCACAAAUACUAGAGCUUACACAUCUAAUCUGCUAUUCCUCCUUUUUUUACUUUGAUGGUCAAACGUACAUCCAAAAAAGAGGCGUACCAAUGGGUAGCCCAGUCUCUGGGGAUCUAUGCGAACUCGUCGUACGAAAAUUAGAAGAAAAGGUCUUACUAAGCUUUCAAUCCAAUAUCCUUAGCUACAUGCGGUAUGUGGAUGAUAUUUUGAUUAUUUGGAAAACCAAACCUGAUAUAGAGAAAGUGUUAGAAGCCUUUAACAAAAACGCCUACGGCUUAACUCUAAAGUUAGACCAAGAAAGUCGCACAGAAGUUAACUACUUAGAUGUCCAGAUUAACACAGCGAAUAAUAAUAUAACCACGACCAUUUACCGCAAACCAACAUACUGUCCUCUCUUUAUACCUCGUAACUCAGCGGACCCGUGGACGUAUAAGGUAUCAGCUUUUAGGGCCCUAGUCUCAAGGGCUUAUUCCCACUGCUCUGAAACUUCCGAUACUUACAGAGAACUGAAAAACAUCAAACGUACAGCAUCGACACAUGGGUUCCAACAGUCAUUAAUAGACAGGCUUUCUACCAUGCAGCAAUCUACAAUAACUACCACCAACACGGGGACUAUUGAUACACAGCAAAAACGGGUGAUUGUACCUUACGAACCAUCCCUUCAUCGAAUUUUUAGUAAAAUCGCUAAGGAAGUGAAUGUGCGCUUAACAUAUAAGAGAAAGCAGAAUAUUUUCCGACUUUUAUCUAAUGCUAAGGACAAGUCCGAUGACAAAAAAGCGCCGGGGGUGUACCGUAUACCUUUGAAUGACGAACGUUUCAAUCGUCGGAUAACAUACAUUGGAUCCACAUACAGAUCCCUGGAGGCUAGGAUACGGGACCACAAAUAUGAUGUGUCGAAGCAGAAGUAUAAUACGGCUCUAGCACGGUAUGCUACCGAGCCCGGGGUUUCCCCAUGUUGGGAUGAGGCUACUCUUUUACAUAGGGCCUUUGACCGACACGACUUACGCUCGUUGGAGGCUAUUGAGAUUUAUAGAGAAACCAUAAAGGGAAGCUGCAUUAACUCCGAUUAUAUUCCGAUUCCACAAUCGUGGAAAUAUUAUUUACAUUGCCACAAGGCACAACAAUAAUCGGAAGUUUAAUUAUUUUUAAUCUUUCUGCUAUGUAUAAGAAAUCAGAGCGUUUACAUCACGCUAAUUUUCACAACUAUUUAAUAAUAUUUAAUGUAUAGCAGUGUUUACAUAGCGCUAAUUUUCACAACUCUACAAUAAUAAUUUAUGUAUAGCGUUAUUUUAAAAUAAUUUUUUGU
This is a messenger RNA of Centruroides sculpturatus (bark scorpion), 2076 nucleotides long. RefSeq lists its product as uncharacterized. Lineage: Eukaryota; Metazoa; Arthropoda; Arachnida; Scorpiones; Buthidae. The transcript is spliced from 2 exons. Bases 146 to 1897 code for a protein of 583 amino acids. The record is from RefSeq and is a predicted model, not a curated record.